Messenger RNA from Plasmodium vivax (malaria parasite P. vivax), 1125 nucleotides. Its product is annotated as arsenical pump-driving ATPase, putative. Gene Ontology annotation, molecular function: ATP binding; ATP hydrolysis activity. The record is from RefSeq and is a predicted model, not a curated record. Gene Ontology annotation, biological process: post-translational protein targeting to endoplasmic reticulum membrane. Lineage: Eukaryota; Apicomplexa; Aconoidasida; Haemosporida; Plasmodiidae. The coding region runs from base 1 to 1125 and encodes 374 amino acids. The transcript has a single exon. Gene Ontology annotation, cellular component: GET complex.
AUGAGCGACGCGGACUCGCUGUCGUGCUCCCUAACCCUGGAGAGCGACGAGUACGACGAGGAGGAGUACGACACGAACCUGAGCAAGCUGCUGGAGAACAAGACCCUGAACUGGAUCUUCGUGGGGGGCAAGGGAGGGGUAGGAAAAACCACCACGUCCUGCUCCAUAGCGGUACAGCUAGCCAAAAGAAGGGAGUCCGUCCUACUCCUCUCCACAGACCCAGCACACAACACAAGUGACGCCUUCAACCAAAAGUUCACCAAUCAGCCAACCCUCAUUAACUCCUUCGAUAAUUUAUACUGCAUGGAAAUAGACACCACCUAUUCAGAAAACACAGCAUUCAAAUUAAACAAAACAGAAUUCUUUGAUAAUAUCAUUCCAGAGCUGCUGCAAAGCUUCCCCGGAAUUGAUGAAGCAUUAUGUUUUGCAGAGUUAAUGCAAUCGAUAAAGAAUAUGAAGUACUCAGUUAUUGUCUUCGACACUGCCCCGACGGGACAUACCCUACGACUGUUGGCCUUCCCAGAGUUGUUGAAGAAGGCAUUAGGCUAUCUAAUCAACUUGAGGGAAAAACUGAAGGGGACUUUAAAUAUGCUGAAAAGUUUCACAAAUAAUGAAAUGGAAUUGGAAGGAAUUUAUGAAAAAAUUAAUCACCUGAAUGCCAUGUCAAUUAGCAUUCAAUCAAAUUUCCAAAAUCCUUUAAAGACCACCUUUGUAUGUGUCUGCAUCCCGGAGUUCUUAAGUGUAUAUGAAACGGAACGUCUAAUACAGGAGCUGACGAAGAAGAAUAUCUCCUGCUACAACAUAGUGGUGAAUCAGGUCGUGUUUCCUCUAGACUCCAUGACGGUAGAUGUAGCCCAUUGCGAAGGUCUACUGAAACAGAUUAAGGACAAACAGGUUCAAGAAUCCUUUAGUAGCCUUGUGCAGAAAACCAAGGAACUGGAAGAUGUGUACAUAUCGAGGAGGAAGCUGCAGUCAAAGUACCUCACCCAGAUCAAAAAUCUCUACGGAAACGACUUUCACAUCGUCUGCAUGCCCCAGCUGAAGAGCGAAAUUCGGGGACUGCAGAACAUCUCCAACUUUUCCGAAAUGCUCUUGGAGUCGAAGGAGAUUCCCAUAUACCGUUGA